This is a messenger RNA of Musa acuminata subsp. malaccensis (wild Malaysian banana), 1289 nucleotides long. RefSeq names its product SNAP25 homologous protein SNAP33. Gene Ontology annotation, molecular function: SNAP receptor activity. NCBI's taxonomy places the organism in Eukaryota, Viridiplantae, Streptophyta, Magnoliopsida, Zingiberales, Musaceae. The record is from RefSeq and is a predicted model, not a curated record. Gene Ontology annotation, cellular component: SNARE complex; plasma membrane.
CCCAAGUGCGCAAACGAAAUGGAGGAAGAGGAGGAGAAAAGGAGUCACCUUUUCCCGUCGAAUCGUCUUCGAUGUUUUGACCAGAUCGAAUCGGAGACGAAGAAAAGGAGGAGGCUUCCUCUUGUUCGCGUUAUUGACCCUCUCGAAUUACAUCACGAGUUGAUACACAAGAGAAGAGGAAGGAGACGAAAAGAGAAGUGGUACAAAAAAAAUGGAGAUCACAGUUGACUGGGGUCACUAAAAUCCUUGGUUCCUGAAUCUGUACCUAUCACUUCUUUGCUUGAAUCCGACACCACCAAGAUGCCUGUAUCUAGGGGUGCCAAGCAACGUUCUUCUGACCCUGCUUUAUCGAAGCCCAACCCUUUUGAUUCAGAUUCUGAAUCUGAAAUGAAUCCUAAACGUGGAAUGUCUUCCUCUGGCACAGCAACUGCUUCUGCAGCUGCAAGAAACAGAUAUAAGAACGAUUUCCGUGAUGAAGGAGGGUUGGAGAACCAAUCUGUGCAGGAACUGGAAAGUUAUGCUGCAUACAAGGCUGAAGAAACUACACAAAAAGUAAAUGACUGUCUCAAGAUUGCUGAAGUCAUAAGGGAAGAUGCUUCAAACACACUCGUGAUGCUGCAUCAGCAAGGGGAGCAGAUCACUCGUACUCAUGAAACUGCUGUUAGCAUUGAUCAAGACCUUAGUCGGGGUGAGAAACUUUUGGGGAGUCUGGGGGGCUUUUUCUCUAGACCUUGGAAGCCAAAUAAAGCUCACCAAAUAAAGGGUCCGGCUCCUACAACAGAUGAUUCAUUGUCGAAGAAGGUAAGCCACAUGGAACAGAGAGAAAAGUUAGGAUUGUCUUCAAAGCCUCAGUCAAAUCCACGGAAUUAUUCUGAACCCACAUCUGCUAUGGAUAAAGUCCAGAUGGAGAAGGCAAAGCAAGAUGACACCCUUUCAGAUUUAAGCGAUGUCUUGGGCCAGCUUAAGGGCAUGGCUGUUGACAUGGGUUCAGAGAUGGACAGGCAAAACAAGGCAUUGGAUGCCUUGCACGAUGAUGUGGAUGAGCUGAAUUCCAGGGUGAAAGGAGCCAACCAACGUGCUCGCCACUUACUCGGGAAAUAGAGCGCAAAUGUUCCAUCAUUGAAGAUACCACCAGUCGAAGCUGCAAGUCGUUGUUGUGUUUACAUUUACUCCCCCCCACCGACCCCUUUUAUUUCUGUCAUAUGAAAACUUUUCAGCCUUGUACCACACACACCUAUUGCUGCACUACAUUUUUCCUGCUCAUUAAUGAUUUCUGGAGUUUUCAGCUU